Messenger RNA from Equus caballus (horse), 3812 nucleotides. RefSeq names its product cell adhesion molecule 3 (gene CADM3). Gene Ontology annotation, cellular component: presynaptic membrane. The record is from RefSeq and is a predicted model, not a curated record. NCBI's taxonomy places the organism in Eukaryota, Metazoa, Chordata, Mammalia, Perissodactyla, Equidae.
GGCGACUGCAGCAGCGCCAGCUCCCUCCCGGUCCCCGCCUCGGCCCCGGGCUCCGAAGCGGCUCCGGGGCGCCUUUUCGGUCAGGGUCGUAGUCUACCCCCUCCCCAGCCCCAGCCUCUGGGGACCCAGGCUCGCCAGCGCCCAGCAAGGGAGCCGGCCGAGAAGCGCGAUGGGGGCCCCUUCCGCCCUGCCCCUGCUCCUGCUUUUCGCCUGCUGCUGGGCGCCCGGCGGAGCCAACCUCUCCCAGGACGGCUACUGGCAGGAGCAGGAUUUGGAGCUGGGAACUCUGGCUCCACUCGACGAGGCCAUCAGCUCCACAGUCUGGAGCAGCCCUGACAUGCUGGCCAGUCAAGACAGUCAGCCCUGGACAUCGGAUGAGACAGUGGUGGCUGGUGGCACCGUGGUGCUCAAGUGCCAAGUGAAAGAUCACGAGGACUCAUCCCUGCAGUGGUCUAACCCUGCCCAGCAGACUCUCUACUUUGGGGAGAAGAGAGCCCUUCGAGAUAAUCGGAUUCAGCUGGUUAGAUCUACUCCCCAUGAGCUCAGCAUCAGCAUCAGCAAUGUGGCCCUGGCGGACGAGGGCGAGUACACCUGCUCCAUCUUCACUAUGCCCGUGAGAACUGCCAAGUCCCUCGUCACUGUGCUCGGAGUCCCACAGAAGCCCACAAUCAGUGGCUACAAGUCAUCAUUACGGGAAAAGGAGACAACCACCCUAAAAUGUCAGUCUUCUGGUAGCAAGCCUGCAGCCCAGCUCACCUGGAGGAAAGGUGACCAAGAGCUCCAUGGAGAACUAACCCAAGUACAGGAAGAUCCCAAUGGUAAAACCUUCACUGUGAGCAGCUCAGUGACGUUCCAAGUUACCCGGGAGGAUGAUGGGGCGGACAUCAUAUGCUCUGUGAACCAUGAAUCUCUUAAGGGAGCUGACAGAUCCACCGCUCAACGCAUCGAAGUAUUAUACACACCGACUGCAGAGAUUAGGCCAGACCCUCCAAAACCCCGCGAGGGCCAGAAGCUGUUGCUACACUGUGAGGGUCGUGGCAAUCCCGUGCCGCAGCAGUACCUGUGGGAGAAGGAAGGCAGUGAGCCACCGCUAAAGAUGACCCAGGAGAGUGCUCUGAUCUUCCCCUUCCUCAAUAAGAGUGACAGUGGCACCUACGGCUGCACAGCUACCAGCAACAUGGGCAGCUACAAGGCCUACUACAUUCUCAAUGUGCAUGAUCCCAGUCCAGUGCCCUCAUCCUCCAGCACCUACCACGCCAUCAUUGGCGGGAUUGUGGCUUUCAUCGUCUUCCUGCUACUCAUCCUGCUCAUCUUCCUCGGCCACUACUUGAUCCGGCACAAAGGAACCUACCUGACCCACGAGGCGAAAGGCUCUGAUGACGCCCCAGAUGCAGACACGGCCAUCAUCAACGCAGAAGGCGGGCAGUCGGGCGGGGACGACAAGAAAGAAUAUUUCAUCUAGGGGUGCCCACCCACCUUCUGCGCCCCCCAGGGGCCCUGUGGGGACUGCUGGGGCCAUCACCAACCCGGACUUGUACAGAGCGACCCCAGGGCCACCCCUCCCGCUUGCUCCCCAGCCCCCCCACCCCCUGUACAGAAUGUCUGCUUUGGGUGCGGUUUUGUACUCGGUUUGGAAUGGGGAGGGAGGAGGGCGGGGGGGAGGGAGGGUUGCCCUCAGCCCUUUCCGUGGCUUCUCUGCGUUUGGGUUACUAUUAUUUUUGUAACAACCCCAAAUCAAAUCCGUCUCCAGGCUGGAGGGGCAGGGGCACUGGGGUGAGAAAAGUGAAAACCCUGGAGUGUUAGGAGGAGAAUGAAGGUGGAGGGGUGAGGACAGGAAAGGAACAGGGCCGGUUUAGUGGGGGGCUCUCACCAGCCCUCCAUUCUCUACAACAGAGGGCUCCCCGACUUCCCUGGAAAUGGGGAGGUUGUGAGCAGGAGCUGGAGGUGGCUUUUCAUCUGCUAGUCACACACCUCGAGCUAUGGACAGAGAAACAAGUGCCACCCUGACACCUCUCUUCCACUACAAUGGGAAAGGGGUGAAUGGAGGUCCCCGAAGAGAUGUGACCUGCGGAUGACAUGCAGCCAUACAGGGACCCUGGGCUGCAACAUGGGAAGGACGUGGGUCCCUAUAAAGAAGGGUAGAUUUAGAGAGGAAGGAUGGCAGAGUUGGACCCGUCUACCCUUGCCCCCUACAAUGAGUGAAGCCAGGCCCCUUUCGCAGGAACUGCCCUUGGGGGUUGGCAGAGCAAGGCUGCCCUUCCUUGCUCCAGCAGCUGUGGGAGAGGCGCUGCUCAGGGGCCUGAACUGCAUCUGCUUCCCCCUCGCCGAGGGGCCCCUCAGUCUCACCCAAGCCCUGGACUGUUGCACGGCAACCACUCCUCUUAUGGCAUUGCUCGGCAACUGCCCCUCCCAUCUUGUGCCCUCCUGUGCCCCUUCCUAUUCCCUGAGCCGUCCCUUAGUCUUUCCUCCCUCCUUCAGCAGCCAGGCAGACAUAACAACAAAAAUACUAAAAGGAGAUUCACUGCACUGAGCUGUUUCCUGCCCAAACGAAGGGAUAAUGUGAACUCUGUGAGUGUGUGAAUGUGUGCAUCUGUGUGUCUCUGUGCCUGUGCAUGUAUGUGUGUGUGAGUGAGAGACAGAGAGGGGGUCCUGGGUGGGUGGGCGGGCUGUGGGACAUGUGAAGAAGGGCUUUGGGAGUGGAGGAUUCCUGGUCAGGCUUUGUACCUCACCUGGGAUGUUGCUCCAUCCUCGUAUUUUCCGUGCCACCCCCAGUGCCCAUCUCUCGUGGAGAAAACAGUUCCAGGAUGCGUUUUUGUUCAGUUGUCCAUCUCGUCUCUCCCUUAAAACACAGAACAUUCAACCCCUGCCUCGAUUUCCCUUCUCGGAGCCAUGGAGUCAGUGCCACAGCCUUUGCUAUGCACCCCUCAGGCCUCUCCCUGGCACUGACCCUGGAAUGACCGCGGUCACUUCUUUUUCCCAUAGUCCGUACCCAGUGCUUUGAGAGCUGGGAGUGAAACCUCCAGUCUCCUUCCCAUCUCCACCCCCACUUUUGAUUUUCUGUCUUCCUUCAUGGCCAAGCUGGUUUCCGUGGCGAUGAGGUUGCUCACCCUCCCUGUCCCUGCCAGCCGCCUCGCCUCAGACCCAGAUACCCCUUGGCGCCACUCUCCCUCUCCUCCAGCAUGUCCUCCCUGCUCUGACAACCCAGGGCUCUGCAAAAUUGGGGCAGCUGCAUCCAGCAGGUCUGCCCGCCCCUUCAGUUCAGGUAAUACCCUUGUGAAUCUUCCAGCCUCUGGUUAGGGCCCUGGGCACCACAGGUAGUCCCCCACCUAAGCCAGGGCCUCCUCCUCUUAUAGCAGCAAGGCAGCCUAGGGCCCCAGGCCUGUCGGCUUCCUGUCUCCCAGCACCCGCUUUUGGGAAAAUGACUUUUCCUCUUUGAGCUGAACCACUCUGUCCAUAUUACACAGAAGCCAUAUUUGUACGGGGGGCGGGGGGAGAGGGGCUGUUGUGCUGUGUGUGUCCGUCUGUUAGGGGGGAAGGGAGCAGGGAGGGGAUCGUGUAUCUUUAUAAUCUUUCUAACUCUCCUGUGCUAAUCUCAGAGGGGCCACCCUCAAUAUAUCUGGAUUAUCCACGUCGCUCAGCUGCCUCCUUCUUGUUGCUCUUGCUCCUCUUGGGACGCGUGUGUUUAAGGGCUGUUCUGCUGGUCUCUCCUGUGCCUGGUCCCUCAGGGGUGGUGUGUGGCUUGCCAUGCCUCUCUCCCACGGGUGUCUCUGUAUAGAAACAAUACAGCUCUCCAAAGGAGAGAAGUGUGUUCA